UGCUGCUAUCUUUACGUCUGUUUGACUCAUCAUUACUUAUACUCAAAGCUUACUCAUCAAAUAAGCAAUGCUGAAUAAUACUAACAAUAUCUAAACAAACAGCUUGCCAAUAUUUUCACACCCUAGCUGGUGAUCAUUAGUUUCAACUUUCCAAGUGAAUCAUAUUAAUUGGUGUUCUUGAAAUAUUGUUACUUGAGAGGAUUCAAUGUUGCUUCAUCUCUUCUUUUCGUUUUCCAUUGUUUUACUGAUAGACAACGGGAGUGCUGGCAUAACAAGUUCAUUUAUUCGUAACGAGUGGCCAUCUGUCGAUAUUCCUCUUGACAAUGAAGUCUUUGCAGUUCCAAAGGGUUACAAUGCUCCACAACAAGUGCAUAUAACACAGGGUGAUUAUGAAGGGAAGGCUGUACUAAUCUCAUGGGUCACGCCUGAUAAACCGGGGCCUAGUCAAGUCCGUUACGGAUUAUCUGAAGGAAAAUAUGAUUUUAAAGCUGAGGGAUCAUUCACAAACUACACAUUUUACAACUACAAGUCUGGCUAUAUACACAAGUGCUUUCUUCAUGGCCUUCAGUAUGACACGAAGUAUUACUAUGAAAUUGGAAAUGGUGAUUCUGCUCGAAAGUUUUUUUUCGAAACUCCUCCAAAGGUUGAUCCAGAUGCUUCAUACAAAUUUGGCAUCAUAGGUAAGUUGUUUAUAUUUUAUUACCCAUUUUUCUAUUAUAUUUUACCACAUAAUGACAUGAAACAAUUCGUCUCAUUUAGUGACAAAAUUUUCAUAACUGCAGUCUUCAAUGACUGUUGGAACAAUUAG
Messenger RNA from Lycium ferocissimum, 808 nucleotides. Its product is annotated as bifunctional purple acid phosphatase 26-like. NCBI's taxonomy places the organism in Eukaryota, Viridiplantae, Streptophyta, Magnoliopsida, Solanales, Solanaceae. Gene Ontology annotation, molecular function: metal ion binding; acid phosphatase activity. The coding region runs from base 206 to 808 and encodes 200 amino acids. The transcript has 5 exons. The record is from RefSeq and is a predicted model, not a curated record.